AAGAAGUCCUCUCAGGUUUCUUUUCUCUAUUGAUUUGCAAUCUCUUUCCUCAUCGCCUCCGAAGGAAAGUUACUUUGCUUUUUUUUUUUGGUCAUUACAGCGUCUUCUCUCCUUCUCUGCCAUUCACACCGAUCGGAGCUAUAGUUCCUUCGAUCAUCCCGCGUGGGUUUUCCUCUAUCUGUUUCCCGCGCUAGAUCUAUGGCCUUUUUGGUCAAAAAAUUUGCUCGCAGAGACGGAAGCGAACAAUCUGGGCCGGUCGAGCAAGAAGCUUCCAUCAAUGGGUCUCCAGAGAUCCGGUACGAGAUGGUAACCGGUCGUGGGAUUGAAGCCAUCGUUAAUACUCUGAGCAAAUGGGUUGUGUCUAUUCUGUUUGCUUCCAUCAUUCUUCUGCGGCGUGAUGGUACUGCCUUGUGGGGAAUCAUUGGAUCCGUUUCGAAUUCGGCUCUUUUAGUGGUGCUGAAGCGUAUAAUUAACCAAGCGAGGCCUGCUACAACCUCGCGUACUGAUCCCGGUAUGCCAUCUACUCACGCCCAGUCUAUCUCUUUCAUAUAUGUGUUUGAUGUUUUGUCUGGUAAGCAAUUAAAAAGAACUUGGAACUAGGGAAGCCAAUUGUGGAGAAGAUCUGCCGCUCUCUCUUUUUUUUUAAACUGACUUGGGAAUUAUCUUUUCUUUUUGAUUUUUUUCUCCAAAACAACACGUAUGAGGCGUGAGAGUGCCAGUGUUGUCAUCGUAAUAGUAAACUACGAUGAUCCAGCUUGGUUAAGUGGCAUGACUUAUUAACCUUCUUCUUCCAUUAUUGUUAGAGUUCUCAAGUAUUUUCCCUGUUAAACCCUCUGUCCCCAUGUUAUCUACUUAAUGACAAUUUAGUUGCUCAUUUUUUCAA
Messenger RNA from Brassica napus (rape), 883 nucleotides. Its product is annotated as lipid phosphate phosphatase epsilon 1, chloroplastic-like. Gene Ontology annotation, biological process: protein N-linked glycosylation; lipid biosynthetic process. Bases 199 to 600 code for a protein of 133 amino acids. Lineage: Eukaryota; Viridiplantae; Streptophyta; Magnoliopsida; Brassicales; Brassicaceae. The record is from RefSeq and is a predicted model, not a curated record. Gene Ontology annotation, molecular function: dolichyldiphosphatase activity. The transcript has 2 exons. Gene Ontology annotation, cellular component: endoplasmic reticulum membrane; intracellular membrane-bounded organelle.